ACAUUGUGUCCUCGAGGAUUAGGAACACACAUCUACCCCCCUCCUAUAUCUUGCAAAAAACGUGUCUAACGACACAAAUUCUUCAUCCAUUUUACCGCUAGCGGAUCUUCACGAGCGUCGCAUCUCAAAUUUCGCCCUCUAGUUUCAAUUCACGUAGCAUCGUUCAUUCCAGUCACCAAUAGCGCCCAUGUCUACUCUUCGUCCUCCUUCCAGUCCUUCACCUUCCCCUCUCAACACUGAUCAUGGUCGCUCUGCUCGCGCUUCCAUGGGCCCUCGUCAAACUCUAGCACCAGCCUCCCCUCGUCCUGGUGGAGGAAGCGGUGCUCGCCCCACAAGCGAACUACUCGGUAGCGCAACUAUGUUUCAAACACCAGAGUCAGAGGCAAUCGACCAAUGGUUUGAAAAUCUCCAAAAUUACGAAGAGACUCUUGAAGAGAUGGCUGCUGCAUCCCUGGAUGUCAAUUUCAAAGAAGAAUUAAGCGCGAUCGAGCAAUGGUUCAAGGUCCUUUCUGAAGCAGAGCGCACUGCUGCUCUUUACAGUCUUCUUCAACAAUCUACUCAAGUUCAAAUCCGAUUUUUCAUUACCGUUUUGCAGCAGAUGGCGAGAUCAGAUCCGAUGACCGCUCUCUUGAGUCCUGCUAUUGGCGGUUCGAUGCAGAGUCAGAUGGAAGCCAAGUUGGCCCAGAUGACGUUAAAGAGUCCCGCACUUAAGUCGCCUAUGCCUCCCUCUCCUCGCAUAUUCAGCGGCAGUCAGAACAGGCAGUCCCUUGCACUCGAUACCACUUCUUCUGGUUUUCUUUCCCCAGACUCAGCUGCAAUGGGAUCCGGCAAUGAUGCAGCCGCCACUCUCGCCCACCAACGCGCUAAGCUAAAGGCAAGCAAUGCAGCACACAGGAUUUCUGCGCCUAUUCUUGCGUCCGGUGGCAGUGACCCGCGUACCUCAUGGGGAUCCGCACUCAGUCAAGUUGCAGAACAAAAUAUCAACUCUCCUGCACAGGAAAUUGUUGUUCCGUCUGUUGGAAACAACUCAAGGCCCAAAAGCACUGAGUUUAGUGGCUCUCUUGGAACACCUCGCGCUGGAGUUGAGGCAUUGUCCCCCAUGGUCGGUGAUAGCUGGGCCAGCAACGUCAAUACACCCUUAAUUCCUAUGUUCUCUAAAGACACACAUUCCCACAUCGAUGCGGCGGCUGCCAAGCUCAGUGACUGGAAUUCUGGUGCACGUGUUCCCCUCAUGGCUGAUCCGAAGUCCUUCCGUCGGCCGUCAAGGAGUAACGCAAGUGCAAAUGCCCUUGCUCCCGAGACCAACGUGCAAGCAAAUAACAAUAUAUAUGACAACGAGGGCAAUCUUGUUUCUCAGCAGCCAUCCGGUCAGCGUCGGAACGUUAGCCAGGGUUCCAACGCCAACAACGCACAGCUUAACCUGGGUCAACAGCCAGGCAACUGGAACAACAGCAGGAGUCCCGCACUGCCUCAGUCGAACAGGUUCGGUGGGGAAGACGUGAACGGCUCCUUGAACGGGCUGGGCAUGAAUGGUUUCAAUAUUGGUGGACUCGGUAGCCCCGGACUCGGGAUGGGCAUGCCAAGCGCAGGGUUAUUGGCGGGCAUGAACCCCAUGCAGAUGAACAUGUUGAACCUACAAGCUCAGAUGAGCGCUAUGGGGAUGGGUUCAAUGACGCCCGAGGCGCAGCUUCUUGCAGCGCAAAUGGCUGCUGGAUUCCCGCAGAACUGGCUAGGCAUUCAACAAGCUGCUGCUAUGCAGCAGAGCAACAACAACAGUAGUAAUAAUAGCAGCAGAAGCCGUGGAGGGGGACGAUCUCCUGGACUUCCGAAGACCGGUUCUUCUGGUGGAAAUAGCGCAAGUAGUGCAGCGAAGAAGGAUGAUGAAGACGUUGACCCCGCGUUGCUUCACGAUAUCCCGGCUUGGCUCAGGAGCCUGAGGCUGCACAAGUAUACGCCUAACUUUGAGAAGAUGAAGUGGCAAGACAUGGUCGUGCUCGACGAGGCGGGCCUGGAGGCCAAAGGUGUUGCCGCUCUCGGCGCAAGGAGGAAGAUGUUGAAGACAUUCGAGAUUGUCCGGAAGAAGAUGGGCAUCGAAGCUCCAGCUGGUUCUUCCAAUAACUCGGGUGGAGAAGAGUCUUGAAAUGGGGGAGAUCGAGGCAUGCUUACCCCAGUUGGCUAAAUCUUCGCUGCUGUUGAUUAUGAUUCUAUCGAUUUGUAUGUGUUGACUCAAUUUCGGUUUACCAAUAGCCACCGCUCAUAUAUGGACGAAAAUUGGCUAGUCGUUAUGCUUUCUCGUUACUGUAGUUCUCCUGUACUCGCGUACAAUCAAUGGUCCGCUUGUUCAUGCGAUAGAUACCCUGUUUUCGGUAGUCUAACUUUGGGCGCACUGUAUCUACGACCUCUGGCAUUAUUAUCUCACUAAUAAGUUAUUCUUGAAGGGCAUGGCAUCGUUUUGUCUUGGCUCCUCUCAUUUACUAAGCCAAUUAGGUACAGCCUGACACAUCAUAUUAUGUGCUUUUCGCGUCAUCC
Suillus bovinus is the source of this 2529-nucleotide messenger RNA. RefSeq lists its product as uncharacterized. Bases 188 to 2140 code for a protein of 650 amino acids. The record is from RefSeq and is a predicted model, not a curated record. Gene Ontology annotation, cellular component: P-body. The transcript has 3 exons. Lineage: Eukaryota; Fungi; Basidiomycota; Agaricomycetes; Boletales; Suillaceae. Gene Ontology annotation, molecular function: mRNA binding; protein binding; translation repressor activity. Gene Ontology annotation, biological process: nuclear-transcribed mRNA poly(A) tail shortening; regulation of mRNA stability.